Hippocampus comes (tiger tail seahorse) is the source of this 2483-nucleotide messenger RNA. RefSeq names its product dopamine receptor D2a (gene drd2a). The record is from RefSeq and is a predicted model, not a curated record. Gene Ontology annotation, cellular component: glutamatergic synapse; presynaptic membrane; plasma membrane. Gene Ontology annotation, biological process: negative regulation of synaptic transmission, glutamatergic; adenylate cyclase-inhibiting dopamine receptor signaling pathway; phospholipase C-activating dopamine receptor signaling pathway. Gene Ontology annotation, molecular function: G protein-coupled receptor activity; dopamine neurotransmitter receptor activity, coupled via Gi/Go. NCBI's taxonomy places the organism in Eukaryota, Metazoa, Chordata, Actinopteri, Syngnathiformes, Syngnathidae. The transcript has 8 exons. The coding region runs from base 388 to 1887 and encodes 499 amino acids.
GCACGUUGAGCACUCCGGCAGAUGUAAACCCCGCCUUUUCUUUCCUCCUCUUGCUCACUUGUUGUAGUCGGCGUGCGCCUCCUCACUUCGUCAGUACGGAAGGUAACUCCGUGCGUAAAAGCCGCACCUUGGAUCCGCUCUGCCUCUCGCUCAAAGUAUUCCUAGAAAUGCGCUUUUAUUGACCAAUUGGUGAUUUAAAGCGGGCCGAGCAUUACUCUUAUGGUCAUUUCGAUGUCCUUUCUGUCUGAAGUGUUAUUGUGGCGUUGUUCCAAGCGUGCCCCCCCUAUGCCUCCUCGUACGAGUCGAUUCACCCGCUCGCUGCUGCGUGAGACCAGUCCGCAAGGUGCAAAGCAAAUGAAGACGAAUAAAGUGGGGAGCUAAUUGCCAAUGCUGGAUUUAAACGGAGGCAACAGAACGCAAGCAGCGACCGAGAACCGCUCAAACUUAUGGCGUGAAGGGCCGGUUGGUGGCCUGCAUCACUCACAGCUAAUGGAUGUCUUUACCCACUAUGCUUACAACGACAGUUUCUAUGACAAUGGAACUUGGGGCUUCAACGAGACCGAUCAAGAGCAGAAGCAUGCGUACAACUACUACGCCAUGCUGCUCACGCUGCUCAUCUUCGUCAUCGUCUUCGGCAACGUGUUGGUGUGCAUGGCGGUGUCGCGGGAGAAAGCCCUGCAGACCACCACCAACUACUUGAUCGUCAGCCUGGCAGUCGCUGACCUUCUGGUGGCCACGCUGGUCAUGCCCUGGGUCGUCUACUUGGAGGUCGUCAGGGAGUGGCGCUUUAGCAAGAUCCAUUGUGACAUCUUUGUCACCCUCGAUGUGAUGAUGUGUACAGCCAGCAUCCUCAAUCUGUGUGCCAUCAGCAUUGAUCGUUACACAGCAGUUGCAAUGCCGAUGCUGUACAACACCCGCUACAGUUCUAGAAGAAGGGUGACGAUCAUGAUCUCAGUGGUGUGGGUCCUCUCUUUCGCCAUAUCCUGUCCUCUUCUUUUUGGGCUGAAUAACACAGCAACUCGGGAAGCGUCGCUGUGUGUGAUCGCCAACCCGGCCUUUGUGGUGUACUCCUCCAUCGUGUCCUUUUAUGUCCCCUUCAUCAUCACGCUGCUGGUUUACGUGCAAAUCUACGUGGUUCUGAGGAAGCGCAGGAAGCGUGUGAACACCAAACCCAAGCAGCGACAGGGUCAGGCCGCCGUCCCUGGCGUGGCCACGUCACUCAAGGCGUGCACUCACCCAGAAGAUGUGAGGCUGUGCACGGUGAUUGUCAAGUCAAACGGGAGUUUUCCCGCCAACAAGAAGAAGGUGUUAUUUAUUAAAGACGUCGCUACCAAGGGUGAAGAUGUGGAACUGGAAGAGCUCAACAGCGGAAGCAGCAGCCAUAAACAGAAGCCACAAUGCAAGCUGGGAGACACUCCAGCCACCAGCCACCAGCGGCUGAUGCCAGCUAAGGCCAAUGCUAGCCCCACUUCCUCGCCCCCGACACCCCCGGACGAAAGCCAGAGAGCGGAUGAGAACGGCGACCCCAGCAAGGAAGCCCUGGGAGAUUCCACGCAAAUGGUGACUAAAGUUUUCCAGACGCAAACCCUGCCGAACGGCAAGACGCAGACAUCUUUGAAAAGCAUGAGCAAGAGGAAGAUUUCCCAGCAAAAGGAGAAGAAGGCCACGCAGAUGUUAGCCAUUGUCCUCGGUGUAUUCAUCAUAUGCUGGCUGCCGUUUUUCAUUACACACAUCUUGAACACCCACUGCACAAAAUGCAAGGUUCCUGCCGAAGUGUACAAUGCUUUCACAUGGCUGGGCUAUGUCAAUAGCGCUGUGAAUCCCAUCAUCUACACCACUUUUAACAUCGAGUUCCGAAAAGCAUUCAUGAAGAUUUUGCACUGCUGAAACGCAGCGAGGCUUUUUAAGACUGAAGGAUGAACACGAGCGUGUCGCCAGGCAAAUACCUCAUCUUGGAAAGGAGAAUGCACCGCAGGGGCUAACUGAAAUGUACUUUUCAAAGUCAGGGAGUAAAGUUACAGAAGCUCGGAGCUGCUGAUGUGGAGUAAAAAAAAUAUAUUUUGACUGGCAAAUGCGUUCGGAUAUACUUGCGAGUACGUUCAAACGAGCUUGUAUGCUAACUGCUACAAUUGUAGCAUUUUACCAUAAUGCAAUGGGCGUAUUGACUUACGCAUUCACAAGUAAAAGAAAGCUGUUUCUUUAGCAUUUAGCCUACAAGUACUUUCGAACCUAUUUGCGAGUAGGUUUUUUUUUUUCUCUGCGAAACGCUGAAUGUAAAACAAAAAAAAAAAAUGUCUGUAGCAAUGGCUUCUUCGGAAAAUACAAAUGUAAAUUGUUCUCUGAAAAAGAAAAGCAUUGUGCUUGUCACCAUUUAAUGUAAACGCCGCACACAAAAAUUGCUAUUUAUUCUGUGUAUUUCUUGUUUAUACAGGUGUGUGUGUAUGUAUGUGUGUAUAUGUGUGUGUGUAUAUAUCUAUAUAUAU